This is a messenger RNA of Cheilinus undulatus (humphead wrasse), 2371 nucleotides long. RefSeq names its product CKLF-like MARVEL transmembrane domain containing 6 (gene cmtm6). NCBI's taxonomy places the organism in Eukaryota, Metazoa, Chordata, Actinopteri, Labriformes, Labridae. Bases 136 to 711 code for a protein of 191 amino acids. The record is from RefSeq and is a predicted model, not a curated record. Gene Ontology annotation, cellular component: membrane. The transcript is spliced from 5 exons.
CCAAAAUAAGAGCCCUGAAGUAAAUGCGGAAGUUAUAAGUCAGUCUCUUAGCGGAAACAGAGCAGACGGAUUGUUGAAGUUCGCAGCUGAAAACUUGAUUUAUCUGAGAAUCUGAAGGAAACUGGAAGCUCCAUCAUGGCGACCUCUACGGUUUACGCUCCCACCACGGUCUCAGACCCUAAAUCCUCGUGUUUCACGGUUCCCUCAGACCUGCUGGAAAUGCCCCGCUUUAUCAUCAAAGUCUUACAAGUGGUUCUGUCCUUCUUGGCGUUCAUCCUGGAGGAGGUGGUGAAUAGCUGCCUUAACUGCACGGCGCUCUACUUCUUUGAGUUCGUCAGCUGCACGGCCUUCCUCUUCACCCUGCUGCUGCUCGUCCUCCUCUCCACAAACCUGCACUCUCGGGUGGGCAUCACCUGCUGGCCCAAACUGGACUUCGUGUACACCGCUCUCAUCGCUCUGUUGUUCUUCAUUGCCUCCAUCGUGUUUGCAGCUGAUAACGGAAACUCGACUGUAGAGCAGGUUGCUGUGGCGUUCGGUUUCCUGGCAUCCAUUGCAUUCCUGGCUGACCUUGUCUUGUUCAUGAUGAACCGCGGGUUCCCCUUAAGCAAGGACACAAAGUCAGCGCCCAGCGAUGGCGGUGCGGUGCCGGGCAACACUCCAGGAGAGACGGAGAAGCUGGCGCCGGCGGCCAACGGAAGAGAAGAAGUGUGAUUUAAAGUUGAGCACGCUGAGGUCAGAGAUAAUUCUACGCAAUAUUCCUUUAACCUGACGACGGGAGGCGGGGCUUCUGUGCUGACCUGACUUCUGUUUAUUAAAUCCUGAUUUUAGCCAUCGCUUCUCACAGAUAAGGACACGCCUGCCGUAGUUAACAAUGCAUAAAAGUACAACCAGUUCUCUGACAGUCUGGUCUACAGACCACAGGAACGUUCCAGCCUCGUUUUAAAGGAACAGUCUGGCAUUUUUAUCAUAAACUUAAACCCUCCUUCUGAAACACAUUUAAACUCUAACGUCACAUUAAAGGAUGAGAUGAAGAAUAGAGGCGUCAGGAGAAAAAUCUAUUCAUAGCAAACGAUAUUCAUUUCUAAGAUUCUGUCCAAAAACCAACAUUUUAGACUUUCUUCUGCCAUCAGGAUGAAGAGCCCCCCCCCACCCGUCUGCUCACCUUUGACCUUUCACUGCGAUGGAGGGAAGCUGUUUGAGCUUGUGUUUGAUAUUAGGGCUGUCAUUGGCUGAGGGGCGGGUUCACCCUUGACUGGUCACCAGCCAAUCACAGGAUGUGUAGCUCCACUAACACUCCAGCUUUUAAUACUAUUACUGACUAAUACCAGCCUACUAGUACACAACCAGGCAUUACUAAUAGAGCCAAGAGCGGUACUACUGAGUCCAGAACCAGCAUCAGGACUGGUAGAGCCAAGAGUGGUACUACUGAGUCCAGAACCAGCAUCAGGACUGGUAGAGCUACACAGGGUUCUCUAUCCCUGAUAUCAAAUGAACGCUCAAACAGCUCUCCAUAAUUCUGUUGUAGACACGUUUACCUGCUUCUAUCCACUCUUCUGCAGGAGAAAUAUCUAACCCUUUAAGUCAUGUAGACUCCAACAUAUCUUUGAGGGAGACUCAGGAUAAAAAAAUCUCGACUUUUACUUUUGAAACGAAAUCAUAAAAUGAAGGAGCAUGACACUAAAAUGACAAAACCACUAAAAACUCCCCCGUUUUUUUCUUUCUGAAGGAUUAAAUAUGAAUAAGAGCUGGUCAUUUAAGGUCUAUCACAUUCAAAAUAAAGGCCGUGUAAUUCUCUUUAUCUGAAAUCUAAAUGUGCCUUCAUGUUUUAAUGGAUACCAACGUUGCCAAAACUUCUAAAAAGUCUGAUUAUCUUUGAGUCUUUUUAUGUGAAGCAGCUUUAUUUCAGCGUUUUUGUUUAUUUCCCUUUUUCAGACAUGAUCGCUGCAGCCGUGUUUAAAUAUUGUUUUAUACACUUGAAGUUUUGUUUCUGUUGUUGAUUUCAGCGUUUUUCUGUUUUUGUCUGAACAUUAAAUCUCCCUGUUUGUUCCUCCUGACCCGCUGAUGAUGAAGGAAAUGUUGGACCAGUUUUUAAUCCCUGACCCAGUGAGGCCUGUGUCCAUGAACCCUCAGCCAUCACCAGGGACGGUCUGAUCUUUCCUCUUCCUCUCCCACCAUGUUGGCUGUGUUAGUGCAUGUGGGCUCAUUUUAUGUAACAGAGUUCCUUUCUAGGAAAAUUUUUCACUCAAAUUUCAGUUGCUCUAAAAGGUCAGGGAAACACUGAAACAAAUUUACUAGCUUUAAAGCCUUUAAGGACAAAAAUGUCCACUUGCAAAAAACUGCUAUAAAAACUUCACAGAUUCAUAUUUUUCUG